AUGCUUCUAGGGCACAUUUGUCCCUUGCCCAUCUUCACUGCAGCUUUCACUAAUGACAGGAAUGUAAAUUUGGGGUCCACGGGGCACAUCCAAAAGAGAUGUGCAAGCAGCAUAGCCCUUGCCUUCUCCUUCGCAGCCCUGAGCGCCGGGCGGCCCCUGCGCGGGCGCGGUGGCCGAGGGAGAUCUCCGCCGUGUGCCAGGGCGCAGCGCGUGGAGCGCCUGCCUCUCUUGGUCCUCUCUAGCGUCACCAUGCUGCCCCCGCAGCUGUACUGGCUGCCUCUGCUAGCCGCGCUGCUGCCGCCUGUACCCGCGCAGAAGUUCUCGGCGCUCACGAACAAGGCUCUAGGAGCAGGUGGCCGGGUGAACUCCAACAGGUGGGUUUGGCAGAGCCCCAUGGCAUGGGUGUUCAGGGUCUAUAGCUACUCGCAUGUGAAGGGCUACGGGUCCUAUCAGUACAGGAUAGAAGGGAGUUGGCAGGCGGGGAUGUUCGGAGCCCCCCCCCCUCUGGUGGGAAUGGACGAGUACAGGGACAAGUAUCUGGACCACCAAAUGGCUGGAUGCUGUGCGCGCCAGGGCGCGCUCCCGAGCGCGUGUGGCACUGCGGUUGACCACUCUAAGUUUGUCUCUCUUAGUAGCAGUACUGGUUACGCCAAGGCGAGAGAUUGCCUGAUGGUCCAGGACAUUGCUUGCCCUUGUCAGAUGGUCUGCUACCACAAAGGGCCAGAAAAGAAAGCAUGCAUCCCCAGACUGAGAUCUCAGCAUCUGUGCAAAAGAACCAGUUAUCGGUUGAUGAUGAUGAGGGCUGGGUCUCGAAGCAGCAAUGAAGUUGUCACAUAUGCCAGGGUGCUGGACUUGAAGCCCUCCUGGUGCACCCAGGAGGACUAUGGUGGCCAUGCCUCUCUGGCCGUACAGUUCUUGAGAGUUGACCAAGACAAAGACAGAGACUGCAGCCUGGACUGCCCCAGCUCCUCCCAGAAGCCCCUCUGUGCCUCCGACGGGAGGACCUUCCUGUCUCGAUGUGAGUUCCAGCGGGCCAAGUGCAAAGAUCCGCAGCUGGAGAUUGCCCACCGUGGGAACUGCAAAGAUGUGUCCAGGUGUGUGGCCGAGAGAAAGUAUACCCAGGAGCAGGCCCGGAAGGAGUUCCAACAAGUGUUCAUCCCAGAAUGCAAUGAUGAUGGUACCUACAGUCAGGUCCAGUGUCACAGCUACACGGGUUACUGUUGGUGCGUAACGCCAAAUGGAAGGCCCAUCAGUGGCACCGCUGUGGCCCACAAGACGCCCAGGUGCCCUGGGUCAAUAAAUGAGAAGUUGCCCCAGCGGGAAGGCGCAGGAAAAGCAGAUGAUGCUGCAGCCCCAGCAUUGGAGACUCAGCCCCAAGGAGAUGAAGAAGAUAUUGCAUCCCGUUAUCCCACGCUCUGGACUGAGCAAGUUAAAAGUCGCCAGAACAAGACCAAUAAAAACUCAGCCUCCUCCUGUGACCAGGAGCACCAGUCAGCUCUCGAGGAAGCCAAGCAGCCCAAGAAUGACAAUGUCGUGAUCCCUGAGUGUGCCCACGGUGGCCUCUAUAAGCCAGUGCAGUGCCACCCAUCCACCGGUUACUGCUGGUGUGUGCUGGUGGACACUGGGCGGCCCAUUCCUGGGACCUCCACAAGGUACGAGCAGCCCAAGUGUGACAACACAGCCAGAGCUCACCCAGCCAAGGCCCGGGACCUAUACAAGAAUCGGCCACUGCAGGGUUGUCCUGGUGCCAAAAAGCAUGAAUUUCUGACAAGCGUCCUGGAUGCACUCUCCACAGACAUGGUUCAUGCCGUCUCCGACCCCUCUUCUUCCUCUGGCAGGCUGCCGGAGCCGGACCCCAGCCACACCCUGGAGGAGAGGGUUGUGCACUGGUACUUCAAGCUGCUUGACAAGAAUGCCAGCGGAGACAUCGGCAAGAAGGAAAUCAAGCCCUUUAAGAGGUUCCUGCGGAAGAAGUCCAAGCCCAAGAAGUGUGUGAAGAAGUUUGUGGAGUACUGUGACACAGACAAUGACAAGUCCAUUACCGUGCAGGAGCUGAUGGGUUGCUUGGGGGUCACCCGCGAGGAGGGGAAAGCCAGCCCCAGGAAGCGCCACACCCCCAGAGGAAACACUGAAAGUACAGCCAAUAGACAGCCCAGGAAACAAGGAUGAACGGCUGACUGACUCUCCAAGGAAGUUCCUAGACAUGUGGGGAUCCCUCACCAAAGAGCUAUUAAAAACGAAAAAACGUAUAGUAUUUGCACUUUGUACUUUAAAUGUAAAUUCACUUUGUAGAAAUGAGAUAUUUAAACAGACUGUUUUGAUCUGUGAAAAUGGAAGGCUGGCUUCAGGAAUUUAAUCACAUACAAUGUAUGUGUCCUUGUUUGACCUUAAAGAUCUGUGCUGGUGGGGAUGGGUUUUGAAUGCAUUUCCAUUUCAUUUCCUUGUCCUUUCGUGGAGGGCCUGGUUUGUACCCUUGCCCUUUUCUCUGCCUGCAAUCUCUGUUGGCUGGCUCCCAGCGUUCCUGAUGCAAGCCAGAGGACUGUCACUUCCUUAGAGGCUUACAGGGCCAUGCAGUUUACAUGCAUGGUCACCUGGUCUAUGGUUGCCUGUUCCAUGAGGUUUUGCUGUCUAGAGAUGCCACUCGAUACCGUGGGUUACACAGGCACCAGCUCGAGCAUAGCCUUAGCCUCUAGUAGCCCCUGGCUGAGGUUCUGCUGCCAGACUGUCAUAUUCUGGUCUGAGCUUCUGCUUGAGCUUUGCCUCUGUUUGAGCCAAACCUGCUGUUCAAUCUCCAAGGAGCUGAGAGGGCCAACUCCAGAGAGUCCUUCUUCAGAGAACAAACCUAAGCCUGGCAGACUGACUCCAUCCCUCCGGCUCAGUACCCAGUCCACCUGCCUCUCUUCUAAGUGGCUGUUGCCCUUCCUGCUGUGGCCCUCCCCAGGGAACCAUGUCUUCUGCGGAGACCAUGGACCACAUCUUGAGGAAGACGCAGCUAUAAUGCAUCAUCCCAAGAGUACUGAACAGCAGGCAGCUAAGAAUAUCACUCUCACUCUCUGGAGGCCUCCAGGAUAGGAGGAAAUUCAUCCAAGGCCCUUAUGGGAUGAAGGUUAGGAACCGGAUGCCCAUGCUGGGGGAAGCUGGCCUGACCUGUGUGUAUGGUUGGCUGCCAUCCUCAGACCUAGAAUCUGGUCUCAAGAAACAACUGCAGAUCCAGGAGAGCUGGGGCAAUUCUCUCAGAUCAGGUUCUAAUGGAAAGCCUCCCAUGGCCCCCAGCCUCUCCGCAUACGCCUGUGGGUGUGUGUACACACUCUAAGGCCUUUGCUUAUUGGAACCGUCUGGAGAUAAGAACUGAAUGGCUCACAUGCAUGCCAACAUUGUCUACAAAAAAAAGUAUGAUCUCAACUGUUUUGGAUAAUCUUUUAUAUUUCUGAACCCUGAAUUUAAUCAUUUUUAUGACAUUAAAUAUGCUAUUAAAACCGUA
Molecule: messenger RNA, 3481 nt
Organism: Microtus ochrogaster (prairie vole)
Lineage: Eukaryota; Metazoa; Chordata; Mammalia; Rodentia; Cricetidae
Gene: Smoc2
Product: SPARC related modular calcium binding 2
Exons: 18
Coding region: 1-2169 (722 amino acids)
Biological process (GO): extracellular matrix organization
Cellular component (GO): basement membrane
Molecular function (GO): heparin binding; protein binding; extracellular matrix binding
Source: RefSeq, a predicted model, not a curated record